AUGACAAAGUUGAAAAAUGGCAUAUUUUGUUUAUCAGAUAAAAAAUGGUAUAAAAAUGACGAAAUGAAGAAUAGUAAAACAGCAAAAAAAUAUAUUUACAAAUGUAUAGAUAUAAGGAGAAUAGAAAAACAUUAUCAAUCAAAAAAACUGGAAAAUUAUUACACAUACAUAAAUUUAUAUGACCAUAUUUUAUUAAAAAAUUGUUAUAAAAAUGAAGGAAAUGCAAUUGAUUUUAAUUUUUCAAGUAUAAAAAACAACAAUGAUGAGAUAAAUAUAGAACAAAAAAACAUUAAAAAAAAAAUUGGGUCUAUAUUUGAUGGUUAUUCUGUAACAAGUGUAUAUGUUUUUGAAACUCUACUUUUCCUUGCUUUAUCAGAUGGAAUUAUUAACAUUUUUGAUAAACACUUUAACUUGAUUUUGCAAAGGAAACUAAACAAUUUUAACAUUAAAAAUGUAUCAGCAAAUAAAAAAGAAAAUACAAUAUGCUUUGUUGGAAGUUCAGAUGAUAUAUAUAUUCUCUAUUUAGAUGAAAUAAGCAAUCAAAAAGAGGAAAAUGAUAUAAAUUUUGAGGAUAAAAAAAAUAUUAAUGGCAUUUCUAUGGAUGGUGUAAAAUAUGUAGCCAAUACAACCACUACUAUGGUUGGCACAGAAUUCGAUAAUACCACUAUCCAAUUCAAUAAACAAUUUUACAAAAAUUUAAAUAAAAAUGAAAAAAUAUUUGUGAACGCUUUUAUUUAUAAUAAUAUAGUUAAGUACAAUAUCAACAAAUUAAAUAAUUGUGUAAUUAAUCCAUAUUUUGACAAUUAUGAAAAUAAUAAUUUAUGUAUAUUAUCCUCAAAUACAACUGUAUCAAUUUUACAUGUCUAUGGAUUUUAUAUAAACAAUACUAUAUUAUUUAAAGAUAAAGAUAUUUAUAAUAUUUACUGGUAUAAUUCAUAUAUUUUUAUUUGCAAACAUGAUUCAAUAUAUAUUAUUAAUUUUUUUUAUAAAACUAAAAUUGCUAAUAUGAUUUUGUCAUAUCAACUGUCUUCUUUUGAGAAUAUGGGAACUAUACCCUCAUUUAGUAAGAAGGCAAAAGUAGGUGAAAUAAAAAAUGGAAUGAUUGAAAAAAACAGUUUUAAUUAUCCUAUAUUUAUUCGUGAAGCAGAAAAAGAAAUGUAUGUAAUAGGACGAGAAAAAAAUAUUAAAGUUUUAAAAUUGGAAAAAAAAAAUCAAACAGAACAAGUAAAAGUUAUAUAUGAUUUUUUUAUACCUAAUUAUAUAAUUAAUAUGCAUAUUUUUUAUAAUAAAAAUAUGGAUAUAUUAUUAGGUGAUCAAAAAUAUUAUAUAUCUGUAAUAACACAUAUAAAUGAAAAUUUAACAAAACCGGAAAAUAACAAAAAGUGGAAUAAUUCUUCAUUUGGUCAUAUUAUAUUAACAAGCAAUAAUUAUAUAGUCUAUAAGAAUAAUAUAAAUAUUAAAAUCAGAAAUAGUAAAGAUGUGCAUAUGAUAAAUAUGAAUGAUAAUCGAGAUGAAUAUAUUUGUAGUAACAACCAUGAAGAGAGUAAACAAAUAAACGGAGAAAAAUAUGUAGAUCCUCACCACAGUAAAUUACAACACAUGCAAGACCAAGCUUACAUUAACACAUCCACUAUAAAUGAUAUUACUGUUGACAACUAUACAACCUUCCCAAUCUUUCAAUAUUGCAAAUAUAGCAAUUAUAACAAAAUAAAGAGCAAAAAGAAAAGGGCAAACAAUGAGAGUAAUUUUUGCCUAUACAUUUAUCACAAUAAUAAUGUAAUUUCAAAUAAUUUCACUUUGAAUAGGAACAAUAGUAAAAGUGGUAUGUGCAUGUUUUUGAUGGGGUUUCGAGAAAAAAAUGUCAAGGAAAUAUUUACCUAUUUAUUAGUAGAAAAAAGAAAAAAUAUAUUUACUAUUUUAAAUAAACUUAAAAAGGAAGAAAUAAACAGAUAUAAUAAUGAGAUAACUAAUAUUAUUGUUGAAAUAAUUUAUUUGUGUUUAAAAUGUGGAAAGUAUUAUUUGGCUGCAAAAAUAUUUAUUAAAUUCAACAAACAUUUGAAUAAUAAAGAAACAGUAACUUAUGAUAUUAUUAUGCUUUUCUUUUUUUUUAAUAAAUUGCACAUUUUGUCAAAGUUUUAUAUUAAGCUUAAAUGUCAGGAAAAAGUAAAAAAUAAAAAAAAACUAUAUAAAUAUAUUUAUUUAUGUAAAACGGAAAAUAAUUGUACUACUAUGGAGUUACCACAUAUAUUGGGAAAUAAAUAUAGAAGAAAGAAUAAUUAUAAAACAAAAAAAAAAAAAUAUAAAAUAAAAAGUAUAGUGUACGUUAUUUAUCGUGUAAUGCGUAUUAUUAAAAAAAAUAAAUUGAAAAGAGAAAAUGAAAAAGAAGGUAAUGGGAAAAGAAUAAAAAAAAAAAAAAAAUAUUUUUUUUUUAAUACAAAAAAUAUAUUUAAUAAAUUUUUAAUUCUAUUAUUAUUAAAUAAUGUUUAUGAAUUCAAUAAAAUAUAUAAAUGUUCCCCUACUCACUAUUUAAAUAUUUUUAAAUUAAGUAAAUAUAUUAUUUCCUAUCUUAGAAAUAAUAUAGAUUAUUUAAAAAAAAAUAUAUUAAACCUGUUUAAUUUUUUUGAUCUUACAUCAUUGUUGAGUAGAUAUAAUAUAAAAACUAAAGAGGAAGAAAAUAAUCAAGUAAGGGAUACAACAAAAAUAAAAAAUAACGGUACUAUACAUUCUAUUAACUAUAACAAAAGCCAAAAUCCAAAUUUUGACAAAUUUCCUUUAGUGUGUUGGAAAAAAAAAAAAUUUGAAAAAAAAAUACUCUUAGAUAUCCUUCUUAACAUACUUUUUAAAUGUAAUAACUCUUACCCAAUUGAAGUAUUAUUAUGUAGAACUCAAGAAGAGAAUAAAAAACAAAGGAAUGAUCAUAAUUCAUUAAGAAGAUAUAUGCAUGAAAUAUCCAAAGAUCCGAUAAAGAAGAAAAAAACAAAUAAUAUUUAUAACAAAAAUCAAAAUAAUUUUAUAAUAAACUCAAGUAGUAAUAUUAUAGCAUCAGAUAAUUUUCCCCUUUCUAGGGAUACUUUUAUUACAAGCCCAGGGGAAGUACCAUAUUCGUCUGAUAAAUCGGAACAUAAUGAUAAAAAUAAUAAAAACAAAAACAAUAGUAGUAUUUCCAUAAAUAUGAACUACACACAAUCCCACGAAGAAUAUUAUAAAGGGGAAGGAGUAGAAAAAAAAAGGAAGUCUCAAAUUGGUGAAGGAAAUGAAAUUGGCAAAACAGAGAGACACACAGGAUACACAAACUAUAAUGAAUGGAAUAAAAAAGUAACUUCAAACAAAUAUAAUGACAUAAAAAAAGAAAAAAUAAUUAAUAUGCUAAUAGAAAGAAAAGAUGAAACAGUAUUUAAUUACCUCAAUCAAUGUAAUUGUCAAUGUUUAAAAAAAAUCAUAAAUAAAAAUGUAAAUAAAUUAUGUAAAAUUAAUAUAAAAAAAACAAUUCCUUUGUUAUUUAUUAAAAAUAUAAAAGGAAAGGAGACAAACAAAUGGAAAUAUUUUUUUAAUCCUAAUAUUAUUAUUAAGAAAUUAAAAAAAAAUCCUUACUUUUUAUAUAGAUAUUUAAAAAAACUUCAAAAUAUUGAAUAUUUAACAUUAUAUAUUGAUUUAUUAAUUUUUUUAAUAUUUAUUUUUGAUCCGUUAUUAUUAAUAAAAUUCUUAAAUAAACAUUACAAGUAUAUAAAUUUUAAGAGGCUACAUUUUUUUACGUCCUUUUUUAAUUAUUUUUAUCUUACUCUCGAAAAUGCACAUAUAAAUCAUAAUGGUCAUAAUAAUGGAACUUCUUUUGAUAAACAAUCGGAGUCUAAUUCAUUUCAAAUAAACACUGACGAAGUAAAUAUAAAGGAUGAAUCUCCAUAUUCCCAUAAAUUACCCAUAGAACCAAGCGGUGAAAAUGAGGCAGUAAAAAGUGAAAAUGAAAAAGACACUACUCCUAAGUAUGAAGAUAUAAAUAAUGCAAAGAAAAUGGAUGAAACACUGAAUAGUUUGAAAAUCGAAGAAGAAUGGAUGGGAAGAAAAAAUAAAAAAAAGUUAAAGAAAUAUUUUAAAAAUGAACAUAUAAGUUUGUUAUAUAACUAUUUACUUAAUAAUAAUGUAGAAAAAAAUAAAUUAGUAGAUUUAUUUAAUUUUAUAAAAAAUGAAUCAAAAAAAAAUAAAAAAUAUUCCCCCCAAAUAAACCUUUUUCUACAUGCUGAAGGAUAUAUAUAUAUAAAACUUGGAUAUAUAAAUAAAGCUAUAGACAUAUAUAGAAAAUUAUGUAACUAUGAAGAAGUUUAUUAUCUUAUUAAGCGUUAUAAUAUAUCGGUGCAAGAAAAUAUAAUAAAAGAGGUCGAGAAAUUUCUACUAUUAAACAGUUAUAAUUCUAUGGAAAAUAAAAUGGAUACUAAUUAUUUAAAUGGAAAUAUAAAGAGAAUAUAUAAUGCUCAAAAAGAGUUAAACAAUUUUGAUGAAGAAACAAAUGAGUGUACUCCUGAUCUAAACCCAUUUAAUUCAAAAAAAAAUGAAAAAACAAAUAAAUUAAAGAAUAAAAAUUAUAAAGAUAUUAAAAAUGAAGGGAAUAUGAUUAAUUAUUACAUUAGUAAUAGUAUCGAUUGUGAUAAUAUGGAUAAAGAAAUUAUGCAUAAAUUAUAUUCAAAAGAAGGAGCAAAAAAAACAAAGAAAAAAAAAUGUAAAAAUAGGGAAAUUGAUAUAGUAUGGGAUAAUGAUAAAAAGAAAAUGAAAAAAAUUCGUAGAAAAUUUUUAAAACAUUUUUUACUCGACAAUAUGUGUAAAGACAUGAACUAUAGUACAUUAGUUAAUAUGCUUCAAGAUUUAUAUUAUAAAAAUAAUAUUUUAGUAAGUUAUAAUUCUAUAUUAAGCAAUGAUAAAGUAAAUGUUUUCAACAUGCUUAAUGAAAUAAAAAAAAAAGGGUAUAUUAUAUAUAAUGGCAAAAUAAAAAAAGAAGUUAAAAAAAAUGAAUUAAAGUUAAUAAACAUAAAUGAAGAUUAUCUUUUUAGUAAUAGUGAUUAUGGAAGUAAACAAAAAAAUAUGAUAUUUGAUGAGUAUAUACCACAAAGUUCAAGUCAAAAUAAUUAUUUAGAUAAACAUAAUGAAAGAACUUAUAGUACACAAAAAGAAAUACCAUCAAAUUAUUAUCUAUACGAUGAAAUACGAAAAAAAACGCAUGUUUCAGAAUUAUCUUCUUUUUGUAUUGCAUGUUUAAAUAAUAUAUAUCAUGAUGCAGGUUUAUUUUCAAAAAAAAAAAAAAAUAUAGACCUAAAAAGUAACCAUAAAAUUAAAAAUAAUAUUGUCUUUUUUUUUUGUAAUCAUAUUUAUCAUUUAAGAUGCUUGAAGGGCGAUGAAUUUGUAUGUGAAAUAUGUUCGUAA
Plasmodium vinckei vinckei is the source of this 5409-nucleotide messenger RNA. RefSeq names its product conserved Plasmodium protein, unknown function. Gene Ontology annotation, molecular function: protein binding. The transcript has a single exon. The coding region runs from base 1 to 5409 and encodes 1802 amino acids. Lineage: Eukaryota; Apicomplexa; Aconoidasida; Haemosporida; Plasmodiidae. Gene Ontology annotation, biological process: protein targeting to vacuole; endosomal vesicle fusion. The record is from RefSeq and is a predicted model, not a curated record. Gene Ontology annotation, cellular component: HOPS complex; late endosome.